UCUGUGUGUGUGUGUGUGUGUGUGUGUGUGUGUGCAGUCUUUCUUUGGCAGUCUUACUCCCGGCUGGAGCCGAUCUCAGACUGGCAGCAGCAAACAGACACUGAUCACUUUUGAAGACGUUCUAGUGUCUUGUGUCGGUGAUCUGGACUCAUCCAGGACUGUAGGUGCUGCUGAACUCUGACAUGUCCGUCUGGCACACACAGCAGAGGAGCACGGCUGGACUCCUGCUCCUGCUCACGCUCUGCUCCCGGAUCUCAGCGUUCAACCUGGACACAACAACCAUCCUCAUCAAGGAGGGAGAGGAGGGAAGUUUCUUCGGCUUUUCUUUGGCUUUACACCAGCAGCUCACACCUGAGCCUCACAGCUGGAUACUGGUUGGGGCCCCUCAGGCCCGAGGUUUGGGAACUUUGCAGAACAGCCGUCCCGGUGCCCUGUAUCGCUGCCCGGUUACAUCGGAGAAGUGUGAACGAGUGGACAUCGAUGGAAGUGUGAGUCUGGAGCAAGAGAGCAAAGACAACCAGUGGUUGGGAGUCACAGUUAAAAGUCAGGGGAUUGGUGGAAAAGUGGUGACAUGUGCUCACCUCUAUGAGCACAGACAACAUGUCAACCAGACGUUUGAGACACGUGACCCGAUCGGACGCUGUUAUGUGCUGAGUGAGGAUUUGACUGAGAGAGAUGAUCUAGACGGGGGAGAGUGGAAGUUUUGUGAAGGUCGUUCUCAAGGACACGAGCAGUUUGGAUUCUGCCAGCAGGGCCUGUCAGCUAGUUUCACACCUGACAAAAACUACAUCCUGUUUGGGGCUCCGGGUACCUACAACUGGAAAGGGCUGUUAUUUAUGGCCAGUCCUGUUGAGGAUGCUCUGGUCUACAAAACUGUGGAACCGUCCAAAAGCUCCGUCAAAGACGUCUCUCAGAACAGCUACCUGGGUUUCUCUGUAGACUCAGCCAAAGGUCUUAUAAGUAAGUCUGAGUUGACACUUGUGGCCGGAGCUCCUCGAGCCAGUCACAGAGGAGCCGUGGUUCUGCUGCGGAAGGACAGCGUCUACCGGCUGAUGCCGGACCAUAUUCUGUGGGGCGAGGAACUGGCCUCCUCCUUCGGUUAUUCUGUGGCCACUGCUGAUCUGAACAGCGAUGGUUGGACAGAUCUUGUAGUGGGAGCUCCAAAUUUCUUCGACCGAAAGGCAGAGAUUGGAGGUGCGGUGUAUGUGUUUCUGAACCCAGCCAGCCACUGGGAAAAGGCACGACCGAUCCGACUUAACGGAACGUAUGACUCUAUGUUUGGGAUGACCGUCAGCAGUGCUGGAGAUCUGGACUGGGAUGGUUAUGAAGACAUUGCUGUUGGAGCCCCGUUUGAUGGAGAUGGGAAAGUUUUUAUUUACCGCGGCACUUCAUCUGGCAUUGAUACCAAACCUUCGCAGGUUCUGGAUGGGCUUAAUGCAGGGGUCAAGCGACUGGGCUACUCCAUAUCUGGAGGACUAGAUGUUGAUGGAAAUUUCUAUCCAGAUCUAGCCGUCGGCUCCCUCAGUGAUCAGGUUGUGCUUUACAGGUCACGUCCAGUGGUCCACGUGAUCCGAGAAAUUUCCAUCGAGCCUCAGUACAUUGACCUCACGCAGCACAGCUGCCGGGGGCAAGAUGGUGUUUGUGUGGACGUGAAGGCCUGCUACAAAUACACGGCUUAUCCAGACUCCUACUCACCACAUAUCACACUCGCUGUACAUUUUGAGGCGGACGUAGAGCGCAGGAAGUUGAGUCUUCCUCACAGAGUUCACUUCCUGGACCGCAGUUUAUCAGGGCCGGAGUACGUUCAUUCUGUGGAAGUGGAGCUACGUGGACAAAAGCAUCCGGACUGUCAAACAGUGACUUUUGCUGUGAAGGAAAACAUUCGGGACAAGCUGCGGCCCAUCUCUCUGGCGAUCACACACACUAUACGAAGAAGACAUCACCAUCACACGGGACACCAUAACCAGCUGAGCCCCGUCCUGAGCCUCAGUCCCUCCAACACACUCUACUCUGAGGUUAAUUUUGUCAGGGAAGGGUGUGGUGAGGAUAAAAUAUGCCAGAGCAACCUUCAGCUUGUCUAUCAGUUUGGCACAAAAGCACCCAUUUCAAACGACUUCACUCCUCUACCGCGAGACGGGUCUGAUGUGCCGGUGUUCUCUCUGUCGGAUCAGAGGUCAAUAGUGCUGGAGGUCACGGUGACUAACAUGCCGUCUAACCCAGAAACCCCGCAGGAGGAUGGAGAUGAUGCCCACGCCGCCCAGCUGCUGGUGUCUCUGCCAAACACGCUCUCGUACUCUGGACUCAUGGGGCAGCAGGUGUUGUGUGAAGUCAAUCAGAACGGCUCUCAGGCGCUGUGUGAACUGGGCAAUCCAUUCAAAAGAGAAGCGACGGUCAAAUUCUAUCUUAUUCUGAGCACUUCUGCGAUCACUAUAGAAACUACGUCACUGUCUGUUCAUCUCGCACUGUCCACGAUAAGUGAGCAGCCUUCUUUGGCCCCUGUUACGGCGUUUGCGCGAGUGGUGAUCGAACUUCCUCUGGUGCUCAGUGGGCUGUCUCGCCCUCAUCAGCUGUUCUUCAGCGGAGAGGUGAGGGGAGAGAGCGCCAUGACAUCACUGGAGGACGUCGGCAGCGCAGUGGACUAUGAAUUCAUUAUGACUAAUACUGGGCAGUCUCUCCAAACGUUCGGCUCGGCAUCUCUGAACAUCCUGUGGCCGUACGAGCUGAUCAAUAAGAAGUGGCUGUUGUAUCCGAGCUCUCUGCAGAUCGACGGCCAUCCACACACUCGCUGUGAACCACAGUCGGCGCUCGACCCUCUGCAUCUGGCCCAGGCAGAACACCUCAAGAGCAGCAGAAAGGUGCGCUCGCAUCAGGAAACCGAAGCAGACGUGGUUCCCAAAAACCCUGAAGGCAAAAUCACUCCAGCUGUGUCUGCGUCUGAGAGGAGGAGGUCUCUCACACUGGAUUGUUUACUGGGCUCUGCACGCUGCCUGCUCUUCCGGUGUCCUCUAGACAAGUUCUCCGGCUCCAUCCAUAUCAGGAUCAGAGCAAACUUGUGGAACAGCACUUUCAUUGAGGAGUUUUCAUCGGUCAGUGCCGUAGAGCUGCUGGUCAGAGCCAAUAUCACCAUUAAAUCCGACAUCAGGCAUCUAGUGCUGAAGGACGCAGCUACACAGGUGUCAGUGAUGAUUUACCCAGAGAUCGGGCUCUCAGACCAGCACAGCAUCCCGUGGUGGAUCAUCCUCAUUGCCGUCCUGGCUGGAGUUAUUGUUCUUGCGCUGCUCGUGUGUGUACUGUGGAAGUGUGGUUUCUUCCAUAGGGUUCGGCAUGAAGAUCAAGUGCCCCAGUAUCAAGCUGUGAAGAUCCUGCGGCAAGAGACGCCACUUCUGGACAAGACUUUUAUUUUGCACAAAAAGCAAUGGACGACCCACUGGAGCGAUGGGACAAUCUAAUAUUCAUCCUUUUGUCCUCAGAAACAUGGACGCUGACCAGAGACUGCAGUGGACUUGCACUGACCAUAAACAUACACUGCUACACAUUUUUAUGAAGCAUUUUAUAAGUGUCAUUUUCUUCAGUGUUCUGCAGAUCGAAAGAAAAUUUUAGGAGGACAGCUGGAUCGAGCUGGAUAUAGUAUAUAAAUGGAAAUAUAUGCACCUAGUAUUAAAAGUGUUAUUUAACAUA
Messenger RNA from Ctenopharyngodon idella (grass carp), 3678 nucleotides. It is a transcript of the gene itga7, whose product is annotated as integrin, alpha 7. Gene Ontology annotation, molecular function: integrin binding. NCBI's taxonomy places the organism in Eukaryota, Metazoa, Chordata, Actinopteri, Cypriniformes, Xenocyprididae. Bases 183 to 3449 code for a protein of 1088 amino acids. Gene Ontology annotation, cellular component: external side of plasma membrane; integrin complex. Gene Ontology annotation, biological process: cell adhesion mediated by integrin; leukocyte migration; cell-matrix adhesion. The transcript has 25 exons. The record is from RefSeq and is a predicted model, not a curated record.